AUGGGUGGAGUGCUCAGCUAUUUCCGUAGUCUCUUCGGACAACGCGAAAUGCGAAUCCUAAUUUUGGGUUUGGAUGGUGCAGGCAAAACCACAAUUCUCUACAGACUACAGGUAGUUGGAGAAGUGGUUACAACUAUUCCGACUAUAGGGUUUAACGUUGAACAAGUGGAGUACAAGAAUCUGAAAUUCCAAGUGUGGGACCUUGGAGGACAAACCUCUAUACGUCCAUAUUGGCGGUGCUAUUAUGCGAAUACGGACGCCAUUAUAUACGUUGUAGAUUCAGCAGACCGAGACAGAGUCGGAAUAUCACGUCAAGAAUUGGUCGCCAUGCUUCAAGAAGAUGAGCUUCAAGGAGCCGUACUUGCCGUUCUCGCCAACAAACAGGAUAUUGCAAAUUGUCUGACUCCGGCCGAAGUCCAUAAGGCGCUAGGCCUCGAAGCUUUGCGAAAUCGAACGUUCCAGAUCUUCAAGACGUCUGCUUCUAAAGGGGAAGGUCUCGAUGAGGCAAUGGAAUGGCUCGCAAACAGUUUGCAGCAAAGAAAGUAG
Angiostrongylus costaricensis is the source of this 546-nucleotide messenger RNA. NCBI's taxonomy places the organism in Eukaryota, Metazoa, Nematoda, Chromadorea, Rhabditida, Metastrongylidae. The record is from the annotation of a GenBank genome assembly.